CAUGCCGACAGCGACGACGAAAACUGAUACGAUGUUGCCAAUGGCUUCGUCAUCCAGAACAAGCUUCUCGGUUCUCGACAUUCGAACAGCCAUCGCAAUGUUGCCUCCUCUUCCCAUUAUAAGAAGGCCACGGGGAGCCUCGAUCUGGAGAGACUCUUCACCAGCACAGAACAACAGUUUCUUCACCUCCAGUCAGUGAUCACAUCACUCCACUACCGAAAGCACAUACAAACCACAAGCAUCACGCUAGCAUCGCCAUUAUCUCAGCAAAUCAUCCAAAAUGGCAGCAGUCGAGUUCACCGUCUUCAAGGGCUCCGCCACCGGCGACAUUGUCGAGUCCCGCGGCAGCCGCACGCCCGGACCCACGGAGGUCUCGGUCAAGAUCACCCACUGCGGCGUCUGCGGCACCGACCAGCACUAUCGCCACGCCGAUCAGGGUCUGGGCCACGAGGGCGUGGGCACCAUUACCGAGCUGGGCUCCAUGGUCUCCACCAUCUCCGACUUCAAGGUCGGUGACCGCGUCCUGAUGGGCUGGUUCCAGCAGUUCUGCGGCCGCUGCAAGGGCUGCCUUACCGGCCGGCAGAACAUCUGCGACAAUUCGGUCGCGUUCGGCGAGGCCAACCAUGACCGGGGCGGCUUCGCCACCGCCACGACCUGGGACGUCUCGGCGCUCUACAAGAUCCCCGACGAGAUCGACUCGGAGCACGCAGGGCCGUUGGUCUGUGGCGGAGCCACCGUCUGGCAGGCGCUGUACGCGUACGGCGCCAAGGCCGGCGACCGCGUGGGCAUCAUGGGCGUUGGAGGCCUGGGACACCUGGCCAUCCAGUUCGCAGACAAGAUGGGCAUGGAGGCGGUGGUGCUGUCCUCGUCCGAGACCAAGAGAGACGAGGCGAUGAAGUUCGGCGCCUCCGAGUUCUACGUCACCAGCGGCGACCACGCGGACGUCGAGAAGCUCACGGGCGCCGGCAAGCUCGACUACAUGCUCCUCACGACCAGCGGGGUGCCCGACAAGUCGACCUACCUGCCCGUCCUCGGCUCGGGGCUGGCGAGCAGCCAGAACAUCAAGCAGAUGCUGAGGUUCGCGGCGAAGCGCGGGGUCAGGCCUCAGAUCGAAACGUUUCCCAUGAACCAGAAGGGCGUGUCGGACGCAAUGCAGAAGCUGCGGGAUGGCAAGAUGCGGUACCGUGGCGUCGUGGUCGUCGAGUAA
This is a messenger RNA of Microdochium trichocladiopsis, 1207 nucleotides long. RefSeq names its product alcohol dehydrogenase. The record is from RefSeq and is a predicted model, not a curated record. Lineage: Eukaryota; Fungi; Ascomycota; Sordariomycetes; Xylariales; Microdochiaceae. Gene Ontology annotation, molecular function: alcohol dehydrogenase (NADP+) activity; zinc ion binding. Bases 281 to 1207 code for a protein of 308 amino acids. Gene Ontology annotation, biological process: alcohol metabolic process. The transcript is spliced from 2 exons.